CGCACGAGUACCGCAACGCAUUUCGUUUUGUAAUUGUAUGGACGUGCUUCGCUUGCUUUUUCGUCGUGCGGCAGUAUUGUAUUUUUAUUUUUUAUUAGUUUGUUGACGAUUUUCGAUUCGAAACGCUCGCUUCAUGAUGUGAUUGUGAACCAUUGUAUGUGUAAUGUGCUGCUUACUGUGAUAAAAAUGACCUGUCGCAUUUUAAACGUGCUUGAUGGUGUCUAAUAAGUGUAAUAGGUAUUGUGUAAAAUGGGUUUGAUAACUUCGAGGGAUCAGACGAUGUUGGACGGACCGGUCGGGGUCACAAAGAACCACCAUGUACGGCAGCCGUCGACGAGGAAUCGGACCAAACCUCCUAUGCCGGAUAGAGACGAGCUGGAAGAUCGAUUCAUUAAAGUUUUGGCCUCAAUGGACCUCCCGCCCGACAAAGCGAAGCUCCUCCGCAACUACGACCUGGAGAAGAAGUGGGAGAUCAUCUGCGACCAGGACAUGGUGCAGGCGAAGGACUCACCCGCACACUACCUCAACAAGCUGCGCACUUACCUCGACCCCAAGGCCUCCAGGAGUCACAGGAAAAGAAAAAUGGUUGGGGACUCUACGUCCACGCAGGUUCUUAGGGAUUUGGAAAUAUCAUUACGAACCAAUCACAUAGAAUGGGUGAGGGAAUUUCUAAACGAGCAGAACCAGGGGCUCGACGUGCUGAUCGACUACCUGAGCUUCAGGUUGAGCAUGAUGAGGCACGAGCAGCGGAUCGCGCUGGCCCGGAGCCAUUCCUCCGACGCUAUCAAUCAGGUGAACACAACAACAUCGGACUGCAGCGCGCCAACAGAGAUCAGCGGAACACUCAGCGCCACGUGGAGGCGGCGAGCUCGUUCCGCUGACUCGGACGGGGAGACCAUCGGCAGCCCGGCCGCGGCGCGGCGGCGCACGAGGCACGCCGCGCGGCUCAACAUGGGCGCCUCCACCGACGACAUACACGUGUGCAUCAUGUGCAUGCGCGCCAUCAUGAACAAUAAGUAUGGAUUCAACAUGGUGAUACAACACAGGGAAGCUAUAAACAGCAUAGCCCUCUCCCUGGUACACCACUCCCUGCGGACGAAGGCUCUGGUGCUGGAACUGCUCGCGGCCAUCUGCCUGGUGAAGGGCGGCCACCAGAUCAUACUCUCCGCGUUCGACAACUUCAAAGAAGUGGUCGGAGAGCCUAGAAGGUUUCACACGUUGAUGGAGUACUUCAUGAAUUACGACACCUUCCAUAUUGAGUUUAUGGUGGCGUGCAUGCAGUUUGUCAAUAUCAUCGUGCAUUCAGUGGAAGACAUGAACUUCCGAGUGCACCUACAGUACGAGUUCACGGCACUCAAGCUCGACGACUACCUGGAGAGACUGAGGAUGUGCGAGAGCGAAGAUUUGCAGGUCCAAAUCUCCGCGUACCUGGACAACGUGUUCGACGUGGCUGCACUCAUGGAGGACAGCGAGACGAAGACCGCGGCACUGGAGAAGGUCAACGACCUGGAGGACGAAUUGGGUCAUGCACACGAGCGUCUCGCCGCGUUAGAGCGGGAGGCGAUAGCGAAGCAGGCGACGCUGGAGGCGGAGCUGGCGCAGAUACGACACGAACGGGACCAACUGGCCGAGGCGAGGAGACAAGUCGUCGAAGAGGUAUACCUACAGUUGACACACGAGCGUCUCGCCGCGUUAGAGCGGGAGGCGAUAGCAAAGCAGGGGACGCUGGAGGCGGAGCUGGCGCAGAUACGACACGAACGGGACCAACUGGCCGAGGCGAGGAGACAAGUCGUCGAAGAGGUAUACCUACAGUUGACACACGAGCGUCUCGCCGCGUUAGAGCGGGAGGCGAUAGCAAAGCAGGGGACGCUGGAGGCGGAGCUGGCGCAGAUACGACACGAACGGGACCAACUGGCCGAGGCGAGGAGACAAGUCGUCGAAGAGGUUUCGACUCUGAGACGAGCGCAGCAGGACUCCAGAAACCGCCAGUCGAUGCUGGAGUCCAAAGUGCAAGAACUGGAAUCCCUUACCAAAUCCUUACCGCGCGGUGCUUCCAUGGGUGCUAUAUCGUCGCACGCGCUGUGCAACGGCACAGUGAACGGGCACGUGUCCCCGCCGGGCACUCUCACCAACGGGGACGUGCACGCGCACACGCUGCCCGCGCCCCCGCCGCCGCCCGCCGCCACACUGCUGCCCCCGCCGCCACCCGCGCCGCUGCCUCCACUGCCGCCCCCGCCACCGCCGCCGCCCGCGCUCGCCCCGCCGCCGCCCGCGCCGCCCGCACCCCCCGCGCCCGGCCUCAUGCUGCCCCCGCACCACACGGACGCGAUGACGAUAAAGAGGAAGGUCGACACCAAAUACAAACUGCCCACAUUGAAUUGGAUCGCGCUCAAACCGAAUCAGGUGCGCGGUACGAUAUUCAACGAAUUAGACGAAGAGCGGCCCCGCAGACGCAUCAACUUCGCAGAGUUCGAAGAGAAGUUCCGCAUCGGCGGCGCGGGCAGCGUGGCGCACGUGCCCGACGACGCACUUGCGUCCUUCCCGAGCAAGCGCUUCCGGCGACCCGACACCGUGUCGCUGCUGGAGCACGCGCGCUUGAGGAAUAUCGCGAUUUCAAGACGAAAACUCGACACACCAGUAGAAAAAGUAAUCGCAGCAAUCCACACACUAGAUUUGAAACAGUUGCCACUCGAAAGCGUUGAAAUCCUCCAGCGAAUGGUCCCGACGGAGGCCGAACAGAAGGCGUACAAAGAAUACGUGGCAGAGAAGAAAAACAUCAACCAAUUGACGGAAGAAGACAAAUUCCUCAUGCAGUUGGCCAAAGUUGAGCGAAUAUCCGCCAAGUUAUCCAUCAUGAGUUACAUGGGCAACUUCUACGACAACAUACAUUUAAUAACGCCUCAGAUACACGCAAUAAUAUCUGGUUCUUCCUCUGUCAAAUCGUCCCACAAGUUGAGGAACGUUUUGGAAAUUAUUUUAGCAUUCGGAAAUUAUUUGAACAGCAGUAAAAGAGGUCCAGCUUAUGGUUUCAAGCUCCAGUCCCUCGAUACGUUGAUGGAUACCAAGUCGACUGACAAGAGAGUGUCCUUAUUGCAUUAUAUUGUGGCGACAAUUCGACAGAACUUCCCAGAACUGUUGAACUUCGACACAGAACUGAUGUACAUUGACAAGGCUGCCCAAGUGUCGCUGGAGAACGUGGUGGCGGACGUGUGCGAGCUGGAGCGCGGCAUGGAGGCGGCGCGGCGCGAGGCGGAGGCGCGCGGCGCGGCGCACGUGCUGCGCGACUUCGUGGCCAACGCCGUCGACAAGCUGCGCCGCCUGCGCGCCGAGACCAAGCACGCACAGGACUCAUUCGCGGCGUGCGUGGAGUACUUUGGCGAGGCGCCUCGAAGUUGUGACGCCAAUGCGUUCUUCUCGCUACUCGUGAGGUUUACGAGGGCAUUCAAGCAAGCGGACAUGGAGAACGAACAGCGGCGCAGGCUGGAGGCGGCCGCGCACGCCGACAACCUCGACCCCAACAAGGCCAAGCUCAGCCAGAAGAAACAACAGGAGGCUGUAAUCAACGAACUAAAAACGAAGUCGCAGGCGGUCGGCGAGAAGAAGCUCCUCCACCAGGACGAAGUGUACAACGGGGCGCUGGAGGACAUCCUGCACGGGCUGCGCAGCGAGCCGUACCGGCGCGCCGACGCCGUGCGCCGCUCGCACCGCCGGCGCAUCAACUCGCACCGCCUGUCCAAGGGGCUCGAGGAGCUGGACGUAUGAUACGAGCUCGAAUCCAGCGACCAGCUGGAUUUCUCCGUGCAGAACGCCGUCAAAUCCAUAAACGCCAAUUGUGGAUUCUUCACCGCCAAAAAGAAGAGGAAAGACUUGGAAAUGGUGCACAAGAAGCCGAUCUCCGUUUACAAUAUCGAGGACUCCAUCGAUCUGCCCAACGGUGACUUCUGUGCGACGAGCAAUGUGAGGAGACCGAAGUCGUCCACCUACAAAGUGGCGCCGACGGAUUUCGAAGUCGAGGAGCGGUGUGAGCUGAUCAAAUCCACGUACGAGGUGAUAUCUAAAUACACUAGGGCCAUGUUCGACAAACAGAAUGAGACCGUCGUUUGAGUGCCUGUUUUCGUAUCCCCGAAACCAGUGGCGUGCAUAAGGUUUUUAAACUAGGGUAUGCACUAGAAGUAAAAAUUGAAAAAUUCUUUGUCCAACUAUAGGUUUGUAUUGAGUAUGCAUUCUUGCAUCCAUAGAGUGCGCGCCACUGCCCGGAACGUAAUAUUAGUUACAGUCAAAACUGUAUUAAUAACAAUCGAAAAAAUAGAUCGAUUUUAAUGCAACUUCGAUUGCAAGAAUGCGUUUCGAUGAAAGUACUGCUGUGAUUUUUAUAUUAUUCGAUGAAAGUGCAAUAUCGACGAAAGACAUUAAGUAAGAAACAUUUGAUACGCCCACGAUUCAUUCCACACCACACACAACGAUAUUUUGCUAAUGUAAAUUUACAAAAUUUUAUAAUUUCUUUUACAAUGAGCAUAAGGCUUUAGCUUUACGAAUUUUUUACGAUAUACGAUUGAAAAUGAAGAGUAGAUCUAGGGAGUUUUAACUUAAUUUAUACUUAACCUUCCCAUUCCUGUGGGAUUACUAGUAUAAAAUAUUAAUUUCUUACUCGCUGAUAAUGUAACUUUUCAUUGAUGAAAUAUUUUUUUAAAUCGGUCCUGUUGUUUAGGACCCUAUUCGCUACAAACAAAUGAAAAAAAUUUACCCUUUUAUAAUGUUGGUCUAGAUUAAAUAACAUACUAAUUGUCUAAAGCAACUUUACCCAAAGUUUUAGUCUCUGACUAGCUGUAGCUCGCAGUUUAACCAGAGAUAAAAGAGCUUUAUAAAAUUUCUCAGCGAGCGAUCAAAGAUUUUUUAAAUCAGAAUUACAGAAAUUAUCGCUUUUAAACAAAUAAACUACUUUGAUUUUUAUAUUGGUUUAAUUAAAAUCCGCGAGCUAAAUAUGUUUAUAUUUCAUCACAGAAACAAUUUAUUUACGGCCCAUUUAUAAAAAUAUAACAACGAAUUAAUUAACGAAUAUUUUACAUUAUAUAUAUUUUAUCAUAACUAAAAUAUUCCAUAAUAAUGUUUAAAAUUCCCCUAGAUCUGCUCUUGAAUGAAGCACAACUAAAUACUGCCGUCUCGAUCUCGCACAGUAUUCACGAAAGAGAUAACACGACAUUAGAGGCAUUUGUUUUAAGUAGAGUAAACCUUUAGUACCGCUAGAUUGUAUAAAAUGGCCUUUAUAAUAGUAAUUAUUAUUAUAUACGCACAAUUUUUAUCGAAGUUUUGUAAUUUGUAUAAUCCAUCGUAAUUUUUACACGUUUAUAAUCGUAUUACCAUAGGCUACGUAACUGAGAAUGAUUGUAAUGGGAUGAGUUUUUUAUAAUAACAAAAACUAUAGAUUUAGUAUUUAUUUUGUAUCUAUGAAGAUAAAUAGCUCGAGCAUUUAUUUUAAUUUAAAUUUUAUUGUAGUUACAAUUUUUUUCACAGCAACAUUGUUAUUAAUCUGGCAACACUUGUUUUUAAAAGAAUUUUUUUUUAUUGGUAAUCUAAUGAUACCAAAAUAUGCGUUUAUUUUAUUUUGAAAUAUUUUUUAACUUUCCUCAUUCCUUGUUCUCAUUGACCUCUUAUAAUAAAAGGACGCACAAUCAUACAGAAAAACUCACAUAAAAAUUCGUCAUUUUGCUAAACUAAAAUACAGAACAAGCAUCAAUCUCCUAUUAAAAAGUUGAUGCACAAUCAACGACCAAAAAACGUCCCCACUCAAUGAGUGCCAAACACAACUUCUUGGCACUCAAUUCAAGUAGUCUCAUUUGCAAAUUCAACCUCAAACUCAAUCCUUAAGGUUGAAUAUGCUCUGAUUUUGGGAAUUUUAUUGAUUAUUGGACUAAAUUUAAAGGUAUAAUUUCUUUACCGAUGAUUCUAAAACUAUCAAAGCAAAAUUGCCCAGUUUUUAAGUAAAAUUUUCUACAUGAUGUGCGUCCUUUAAUUAGAAGAGGUCAAUGGUAUUUUUGAUAUAAAAUAUGACCAAACAACUGACCAGUAUUGAAAAUAUCUCAUUUAAAAUCAAUCUAUUAGUAAAGUAUACUAGUAAAAAUAUUUGAAAUAAUUUAAUAUCUUUUCUUUAUCUCUUAAAGUUUCAAUUAAUUUACGCAGUUUUGAAUACGAAUCGAGUUUGAUUUUAAUAUAGAAUAUAUGUAAAUUAAAACAUGACAAAUUCCAUAGUUUAAGUAUUUUAUUAAGAUCUGCAGAUUUUGUACGAGUAGUUGAAUUUUAAUGAUUGUAAUUAUUAAUAUUAUUAAUUUAAAGUGAUUAUAAUUUUAGAAUGAUCAUAUUCAAGUUUAACUGAUCUGAUUAGUUCUUUCUUACAACCAGUUAUUUCCUUUGCACAUGACAUCUGUCUGUCAACAUUCAUUGACCUCACUGGUUAUGUAUGUGAUACUUUACUAUUCUGGGUUCAAUUCUCAAUAUAGCAACAGGUAUAUAAUUGCUAAACUAGCUGGAUGUUGCUGUUUUAGGAAUUAAUUCGGAUUUGAGUAAAUAGGCUAGUUGACACUGUUUUUAAAUGGUCUUAAAUAGUUCAUUAUCGUUCUACUAGAAUUAAUUUUUUUUUUCACAUUUUUUGAGUCGUGAUUACAUGAAAAUUUUAGUUUUUAAAUAUGUUUUUGACAAUACGAGCGAGCCAAAACGCCUGUCGGGCCAUGACCGUCUAUAUUUCAACUGUUUCAUGACGUCACUAUAAUAAAUUCAAAUGGAGCGUUUGGCAAAAAUAUUAGUUAAAAAUUAUUUUGACGUUUAGUUCAUCAAGUGCGUUAGUGACGUCACAAGACGGACAAAAAAAAUUUGAAAAAAUACGUGAUAUUUAUAUUAAGUUUUAUAAAAAAUCCUUAACUUUUUUUUAAUUGAUAUCUAUAUAUUUCGGACCCUUAUUCCAUGUACUACACGAAAUUAAUAUUGUUUAUAUUAAUUUUGAUAUGAGUCAACUACCCUAUUCUAAUGAAUAAGUUAUAUGAUACAGUUGUCAUGUAGCGAAGCUCUCAAUAUUGUUCAAUUGUAAAUAAUUAUUGUGUCAAUAUUAGUUUUAUUGUAAAUAAUUUAGUUUUUAUUUUUUCCAUAUUCAUAAUAAUUCAAGAUGCUUGAUAUUUUAAUAUUAUAGUUAUAUAUGGGGCUUAUCCAUGAUGUCAUACAAAUAUACCCUAGAAUUAUAUUGAAUAUUCAAAUAUUAAUGGUUAAUUUAUUAUUUUUUAAUCACAGUUUUGACACAAUAAUAUUUAAUUUAUGUUUAGGUAAAAUAAUAUAUUAAUUGUUUAAGCAGUUAUGAUUGUUUUUUUUUCGUUAGUGAAUAAUAAUUGCAUUUUAAUCUGAUGAAAAGGUAUGAAAAUUAAAAAUAUCUCCUCAGCAAGGUGCUUUACUGCACUUGAAUUUUACUUAUUUUACCUGAUUAUUAUAAAUAUUAUAUUGAUUUAACCAUGUUUUAAUUAUAUGUUACGAAUUACAGGGUUGUUUUCGAACAAUAAUAAAGAAAAGUGCUUUUGGAAAAUAUGGAAAAAUAUAUAUUACGAACAUUGUUUAAAAUGUAACCUGCUUAACUCUAUUACAAUUAAAUUCUUUAAAAGAAUUUUUAAUCAUCAUUUUUUUAACAAUAUUAAAUAUUAAUUGUACAUGUGAAGAGCACAUCUGACUAUUAAGAACAUUAGUGCAUCGAUCUCCUAUUAAAAAGUGGACGCACAAUCAGCGACCAAAAAUAGUCCCCACUCAAUGAGUGCCUAACACAACUUCUUGGUACUCAGUUCAAGAAGUCUCAUUUGAAAAUUCAACCCUAAACUCAAUCCUUAAGGUUCAAUAUGCUCUGAAUUUGGGAUUCUAUUGAAUAUUGGACUAUAUUUAAAGGCCUUUAGGUAUAAUUUUUUUUUACCAAUAAUUCUAAAACUGUCAAAGCAAAAUUGGCCAGUUUUUAAGUGAAAUUUCCUGUAUGAUUGUGCGUCUUUUUAUUAUAAGAGGUCAAUGCAUUAGUGUCAUACUUAUAGCAUAGCAAUUCAAGUAAAAACCAGAAAAAGAGCGGUGUAAUUUGAAAAUAUGAGAGUAUUUUGCCGGACCUGGGUGACGUUGUCGCAUGGGUUCGUCGACUUUUCGCGGAUGAUAGCAAAAUAAAUAAAUCAUUAUAUAAUCAGAAAAAGAGCAUCAAAAAUAUAUGUAGUUCUUUCAACAUGUACCAUUAAAAAUAAUUACACAUUUUUGAGUAUUUUCGUUAUAAUUUUGAUUAUAGCAACAUUCUCCACUGUAUAGUUAUUACAUAGUGAUGUGUACAUGGAAAGUUAUUUUGUUCAUUGCAUGUAUGCUAGCUUAGGAACAGUAUUCGGUGAUGCAAUAAACAUACAUUUACGAUU
Molecule: messenger RNA, 8408 nt
Organism: Bicyclus anynana (squinting bush brown)
Lineage: Eukaryota; Metazoa; Arthropoda; Insecta; Lepidoptera; Nymphalidae
Gene: Frl
Product: formin-like protein
Exons: 17
Coding region: 250-3762 (1170 amino acids)
Biological process (GO): cortical actin cytoskeleton organization; regulation of cell shape; cell migration
Cellular component (GO): cytosol
Molecular function (GO): small GTPase binding; actin filament binding
Source: RefSeq, a predicted model, not a curated record